AUGGUGGAGAUUGAGAGUGCUCGCAGAGCUGAUACUCGGGCCAAGAUUUUUCUGACGAUGCUGGGAAAAUAUCGACGCUAUCGCGAUAAGUGCCGUGAGAUGCACGAGCGGCUAAGGACGAACCUUGAUGCUCAAUCCCAUGGCGAGGAGUUGGAGAAGAGGGACCAGCAACUGAUGAAGGCUAUCCGCAGGAGUAGUGUACUGGAGGAGCAACUCCGUGCCAAGGAUGAAGAGCUUGAGCUGGCUAAUGGGGUUGCUGCAGAGUGCGAACAUCUUCAGGAGAAGUUGAGGUCUAUGCAAUCAGAGAUGGAUCAGAACCUCAUCAGGGUCGAGGCGAUGAGCGUGGAGUGGAUGGGAAAGUUGAAAGAGUUGGAAAGAAAAGUUGCCGGUUUGGAAAGUAUUGAGAGUGCUUGGUCAUCGGCUUUGGCGAGGGCUGCGGCUUUAGAGAACACCAUCCGCGUCCUCCAAUCUGAGCAGGAAUCGGAGAGGGCGACGACUACGUUGAGGGAGGCAAGGCUUGAGGAGCGCAUUAGCGAGAUUGACCAAGAGGAUCAACUGUUGGCUCAAGUCGAAUCUUCCUCCACCGCUGCUCCUCGUCAUUUGCAUGAGCUUUGGGUUCAUGCCGAAGCCCAACAGGACAUCUACAAGAGUUUGUGGGAGGCGGGCAAAGUUACUGAGGCCUCAUAUAAAGGAGCACGGGCGAAGGCGCGAGAGGCUCGUGUAAACUGUGGAUACGAUUCUGCAACGCCGAAAGCUGAUGAGGGUGCGGGUGAUGAGGGAGGAUCCCCUGGAGAAGGUGCCGAGUGA
This is a messenger RNA of Nicotiana attenuata, 807 nucleotides long. Its product is annotated as moesin/ezrin/radixin homolog 1-like. The coding region runs from base 1 to 807 and encodes 268 amino acids. NCBI's taxonomy places the organism in Eukaryota, Viridiplantae, Streptophyta, Magnoliopsida, Solanales, Solanaceae. The transcript is spliced from 2 exons. The record is from RefSeq and is a predicted model, not a curated record.